AUGAGUCUACCAACCUUUGGGCACGCCCUGCUAGUAUUUUUUGCGGCGCUGGACAGUGGACUCUGCCAAAGAUCCCUCCAUGGCGUCCCCUUCGCAGGAAUCGGUUCUGUCCGACCGUUGCGCAGUGCAUCCCCUUCCUCUUUCUCAAGCCCUUUGUCCACUGUUCUCAACGGGAGUAUAUCUGAGAUUGAGGGGGAGACGACCACGAACUCGACAUCCCUGAACUCAACAGCUGACGCUGUCGAUUCUGUAGCCACAAAUUCAUCAUGGUCAUCUGAAACGGACGUAAGCGGGUCUGUCUGGGCGAACUCGUCCUCUUCAUCGUCGUCCUCGUCAGUCGUGUACGCCUUGGAGCUCAUAUCAACCAACACAUCAACCGCGGUGGGAGACACGGUCCUGUCGAAUUCAUCGGGAGUUUUCACGAAUGUGUCAGCCGUGGAGAAAGAACUUGCCGAAACGCUCGAGGUUGACGAGCAAGUCACAGUACUUGGUGAGGUCCAGCUGGGCGAGCUGCUGUGCGACAGCCUGGUUCAAGCAGAAGACGCACCACUCCUCCAGUUCGCGUUGAGUGCUAACGAGACGAUCAUCGCAAACCGAACUUCCUACACGGUCGUCAGUGGGGAGACUUUCACGGGUGGAGUAGGUCGAAGGAUUUGGAACGGGGUCGUCAUUGACCCCGAACCGGAUGCGGGCGAGGCGUUCCCACGAGGCGUCAGCAUGACAUGGGGCGAAGUUUGCGACGUUGAGACCUUCUCUCUAAAGGUAUCGAAGCACACCGUCGAAGGAAACACGUCUGCGGUUAAGUCCGUCCCGUGUGGGUUGUCCGGCGUGGAGGUUUGUCUCGUCGAGGUCGCAUUUGAUUUUCUUCCUGGCAAAGAGCCUCUCAGGGUCGGAGUCAACAGCACCGGCCAGUCCACGGCCGUGAGACGAAGGCUGGGCGACGGUAUUCUUGGGGGGGGCAGCCGUGACAGGCACCAACAGCAACAGGCAUUCGGAUGGGGCUGGUUUGGCGGCGGCGGCGGUAGUGGUCGACGCCGCAAGCUGCAGUCCGACACCGUGGAGAUUCAGGUUAUGGUGCUCUACACCAACAUGUCGUUGGUCUUGAUGGGUGUGAGCGACGUCCAGAUGGAAACCAUGGUCUCCGCCGCCAUCUCGACCGUGAACGUGGGCUUCGAGAAUUCCAACAUCGGGAUUGAGACAACCACAGUCUACAAAGGCAGGCUGCCGUACUACCAAGAUUGCGCGGAUGAUUCCAGCACCAAACUCAGCGCCUUGCGAGAGGACGAGGGGGUUAACGCGCUCCGCGAUGAGUACGGGGCAGACAUCGUUCUUCUCGUCGACUACCUAACGGACGCCUGCGGAAUCGCGUGAGAAAACCGUACGGCCGGCCGGCCCGAUGUCCGUCCGUCGCUGCUCUUGCUGU
Messenger RNA from Ectocarpus siliculosus, 1423 nucleotides. The record is from the annotation of a GenBank genome assembly. NCBI's taxonomy places the organism in Eukaryota, Phaeophyceae, Ectocarpales, Ectocarpaceae.